AUGCAAAAUAUUGAUAUUUUCAGCACUAGAAAUAGAAAAUCAGAAGUAAGCGAUGUUAGUGCUCUACAGGCUUCAACUCACAAGACUACGUUGCUUGAAUUGUCGUUACCAAAAAUUAAUAUUAUUGUUCAUUCAUUUGAACCUAAAUUAAAGAAUUUGAUUAAAGCAGAUGGAGAUUAAACUGAUAUCAAUCCUGAAACAGAGAGAAUUUCUAAAAGAUAGAAUCAAAGAUCAGACAUGUUCAAAAAUGAAAUUAUCAAAGGUUAGAAGACUCACAGGAUUACAUUUAGAGAUCAAAUUGAUGGACAAUCUCUUUAUUAAAUCAAGUACUUUCAUAAAGAACCCUAAGAAGAUCUUGAUGAAUGUUGUCCUUGUAAUAUUUUUUGA
Molecule: messenger RNA, 387 nt
Organism: Paramecium octaurelia
Lineage: Eukaryota; Ciliophora; Oligohymenophorea; Peniculida; Parameciidae
Source: the annotation of a GenBank genome assembly